ACAUCAGCAUGUUGCUAUAUUAUGGUGCCCUGACAAAAAGUAGUUUAUGCUUUAAAGGUUUAUUUGGGUCAGAUGACGCACAUACUGAAUGUACUAUUAGUAAUAUCGGACUGAGAGCGGCACCGGUUGCUACGGGCGUUGAGUGCAGUCCGGAAGACUUGUGACCACGUCCUCGCCCACUCGUUUGAGUCAUCCAGCAGAGCAUAGACGAUCUUUGCAGCCCGCCUGGCUCCAGAGUUUCUUCGAGGAAGCACAGCACGCAUACGUCUCCAUCCUCGGGUCCAGGCGUGGCUUUCAGAUGGGUGUGGUUCCUUGUACGGGGAAGUUUUCGUUCUACAGCGGUGAGUACACAUGGUUGAUGUUCUGUGAGGCAGGACAGCUCUAUGAUCAAGGACAAUGGGUCUCGUGCAGCUGCUGAAGUCCCAGUUCUUGUCCCACCUGAUCAUCUGCUAUGUGUUCCUGGUCAGCGGCAUCAUUGUCAACCUGUUGCAGAUCUGUACGUUACCUCUGUGGCUGGUCAAUAAGCAGCUGUUCCGUAGGAUCAAUAUCAAACUGGGCUACUGCAUCAGCAGCCAGCUGGUAGUUGCCCUGGAUUGGUGGUCUGGGACAGAAUGCACGCUCUACACAGACCCAAAGAGUUUUCAACUGUAUGGAAAAGAGAACGCAAUAGUGCUUCUCAAUCACACAUAUGAGAUUGACUUCCUGUGUGGCUGGAGCUUCUGUGACAAAUUCGGAGUUCUUGGGAGCUCAAAAGUGUUAGCCAAGAAAGAGCUGAGUUAUGUACCUGUUAUUGGCUGGAUGUGGUACUUCCUGGAGAUAGUUUUCUGCAAGAGGAAGUGGGAGGAGGACCGAAGGACGGUGGCUCAGAGUCUUCAGAACCUAAAGGAUUACCCCAAAAGUUUCUGGUUCUUGCUUUUCUGUGAAGGAACGCGCUUCACACCAAAGAAACAUGAGAUCAGCAUGCAAGUGGCUGAGAGCAAAGGUUUACCCAAACUGAAGUAUCAUCUUUUGCCGAGGACCAAAGGAUUCUGGGUAACUGUCCAAAACCUCAGAGGGACUGCUGCAGCUGUUUAUGACUCUACGCUGAACUUCAGAAACAACGACGUGCCAACCUUGCUCGGAGUUCUAAAUGGGAAGAAAUAUCAUGCAGAUUUAUAUGUGAGGAGAAUCCCUCUAGAGUUGAUCCCAGAGGACGAGGCAGAGUGUGCUGCUUGGCUCCACAAACUCUUUCAGGAAAAGGAUAGCUUUCAGGAGCACUACACACAGACAGGGCGUUUCCCCGGCCCCACAGUGAAACCUUCAAGCCGCCCCUGGGCCUUGAUCAACUGGCUUAUCUGGGCCUGCUUGCUCGUCUACCCUCUCGGCCUGCUAGUGGCCCAGCUGAUCAGCUCUGGAUCGAUGAUGACCAUCUUAGCUUCUGUGGCUCUCUGCACUGCAGUUUCACUUGGAGUUCGCUGGAUGAUUGGCCAGACUGAGAUUGAACGAGGCUCAAACUAUGGGAAUAAGGAGGUUAAUCUAAACAACAACUAAAGACUUCUGGCCUGCUUGGAGCUGCUUCUUUGCACUGCUACUCAUCUGCGAGCUGCCAGCAGCAGACUGUGUAAAUACGGGUCUGACAGCAGCGUUCCAACAAGUGCAAACCUGUUUGGAAGCACAGUGCAGACAGCGUAGUCUCGUUGUUACCGCUAUGCUGCAGAAGCUCAAGGUGUGUAAGAUCAUGACUCAUGGUCCGUGGUGAGCAGCUGCCUUUGGUACACCAAUGAUAAGAACGUGAGGCGAGAUGAACUACAGCUUUACUACAUUCACCUUAAAUCAAAGUGCAAAUUUUUAAAUACAGCCAAGACGGACAUUUGGCUGGUAACUCAAACUGGAAUUAAAAUUCAACCAAGUGUAUAGUGGACUACCUCUCUGAUUGUAAUGUAAAGCAUAAAUGGCAUUUUCAUGUUGGAAGAAAAUACACAUUUCACUUUUUAAAAAACAUACUGGUUUAUUGUUUGUUCAAAGCAAACACAGAGAGGAGCAGGGGAGCAGAAGUAGUGGUAUGACUUUGUGUUCAGUCCUCAGCAAAGGCAAAGAAAAAAUUACAACAACUGAGUGCCUGAGUAUUAAAAUAUAUGAAAAGCAGGAAUGCUCUAAAAUAGACAACAUCUGACCUUGAGUACUGCAGCAUGGUGCAUGCCUGUACUCGUGCCUGCCUCUGCAGGCUCUGAUAAAAAUGAGGUAAGAGUCACCACCUCAGUAGCAAGUCAUUUCCGUGUGGUUUUAAUAAAUAAAAAGAUCUACUGAACUGUUGCAUAACAGAAACAGCUGAUCCACAGUGCAUCUCUUUAUGACAGGAAAAACAGAGAAACAACAACUUGGGCAAUAAGCCAGUAUUUCAGUCUCCUCCCUCAAUCAUACGAGACUCAAAUCAUACUUGCACCAUCAGAAAAGAAAAAGAAAUCCUUGCAUAUCCUCACAUUUUGAUGGUGGUGUAUCGAGGAUGGAGGAUCUUCUGUACCUUAACAUGAAGCUAGAAGGAAAUGAUAGGAAAAACAGUAAUACUGUUGGGAUUUAUUAAAGGGUAACUUCAACCUGGACCCUAUUUUACCAUGUGUUUCCAUCCCAAAUGGGAAUGACAGCUUUUAAAAUUGGCCCAGUCUUAAGUGAGAGGGCUCCACAACCCACUAAACAGGAUGUUACGGCCCUCAGGGCAAUCACAUACCGUCAGUAAAUGUCAUCCACAGUGUGUUUGUUGUCACUGACAGGUUUAGCUUGUUCCUAUAAGUGUCUGUCAACAUUUGGAUAUGACUAUACAGAGAGCAACCUUUUUGUUAGGAAUAAGCCUUUUGGUUUCACUAGAAACAGUCCUGAAAUUCCUCUCACCAAACAAACAGACUCAAUUCAAAUAAACAGUAAUGUUAGCAUAUAUAGAGCCAGCAUACUGUCACAUCUGAUGAGGUGAGUUAAGGGUUUAUUUCAACCAAACAUGAGCUGGUGAUUGUUGGAACAGUGGGAAGAUGAAUCAAGAUGGCUAGAAAUUUUGUUUUGUUCCUGGGUUUUACAAUGAUUAAGUCGCUGUUUGUUUAAAUGGAAAGUCUUGUUUGUAUUUCAGCUAUUCUGACACUCACCAACUCUAGUUUGGUUGAAAAAAAACCCUUAUUUCACAGAGUUAGAUGUAAAAAUAUGCUGGCUCUAUUCACGUUCUGUUUAAAUAGAGUCUGGUGGGUUUGGUGAUGGUGAAUUCAGGGCUGUUUCUGGUUGAAUAAAAAAGGAUUUUUCUCUUCUUUUUUUUUUAAAGAAAGUCUAUCACUGUAGGGAUCCUUUCCAUGAUGUUGUCAUGAACGUAUAACAGUCUGAGCCUGUCAGUGGCAAAAACAACCACUUUUAAUUGACAUAAACUGACGGUGCAAACAUGCUCCGAGUGGUUACAUUACAGCCAGUUUAGCCACUGCUAGUUGCAGCACCUCAAUACUGGACCAGCAUACAAAAACGUGUUCCCAUUAGUCACAAAAAAUUGAAAAUAGGUUCCAGGUUUAAAUCUACCAAAUUGUAAAAACUUAAAUUAGAUACACCAGGAUCACACAAGGCCAUAUUUUUAUUUUGAGAGAUAUUGGUUGGUGGCCAUUCAUUGGAAAAAGAGGAGAGAAUAGUGAUCCCUACGGAUGCACAGUUUUCAGAAGCAGAACACAAAAACAGGUUGUUUACCUUCACGCCCACCCUGGGCCUUAAUCAAGUGGCUGUUCGGAGGCUCUCUGCUCUGCAGGUUGGUUUCAUGCAUUAAUGCCCAAGGUGAAGUACCAGAAACUGGUAUGGAGGCCCCUUCCUUCAUUAGAAUUUACAAAAACAGGUCCAUCAAGGUCAGUUCAACUGUCAGUUUUUAAUAAUCUAGGACUCUUCAAUAGAGAAUAGAGCUGAUAAAGACAACACUCAGACCAGAUUGAAAAACAAACCUCAGACACCGCAUGUGUCAUGACUGGGGUGAAGCACAGCAGAGUGACAUUAACAGUUAUUUAUAGAGGAAUACACUGUGAAUUCUUUCAGAUAUUGAUGUAAGCUAGUCUUCUGGCCUGUAUCCAAGAUUACCAGUACAAAGCGCUGAUAAACUAAUACCAUACAUAGAAAAUGCUGCUACAAUUAACAACCAGAAACUAGUCUUAAUGUAUAUAUAUAUGUAACUCCUACAAUAAUGGCAGAAACACAUGUAACUUUAAAACCAUGGAGCUUUCUGACAUGAUAGAAAAGGCACGAAAACCUUGCAAUCGACCAACUUCGACUUUCACACACUGACGUACAUUUUGACAUGAUUUGUCUAACAUGUUGCAAUAUCUUGCACUAAAUGAGAUUAGUAGGCUGCAAUACUCAGUGUGCAGAUCUCCCCAUUCUCACACCAGGUCUAAACAUUUAAAUUGUAACAAUAUAGAAGAAUAUCAGGCUGAUUCUUUGUUGUAAACUGAAGAAUAUUAAAAUUGUCUAAAUCA
Messenger RNA from Epinephelus fuscoguttatus (brown-marbled grouper), 4460 nucleotides. RefSeq names its product 1-acylglycerol-3-phosphate O-acyltransferase 4 (lysophosphatidic acid acyltransferase, delta) (gene agpat4). Bases 397 to 1530 code for a protein of 377 amino acids. The transcript has 10 exons. The record is from RefSeq and is a predicted model, not a curated record. Gene Ontology annotation, cellular component: endomembrane system; mitochondrial outer membrane. Gene Ontology annotation, molecular function: 1-acylglycerol-3-phosphate O-acyltransferase activity. Lineage: Eukaryota; Metazoa; Chordata; Actinopteri; Perciformes; Serranidae.